AUGAUGAAUGCCUGUCUCGCGUGCCGUAAGGUCAAGAUGAAGUGUCGCGCCGGCCUGGCAGGAGCUGAUUCGAGAUGUGAGCGGUGUGCCAAAAAGUCGAUUGACUGCGUGUUCCAAGAGCAUCGGCGCGGUCGUAAGCCAGGCACAAGGAUAACUCGAGCACGGCACGCAUCGCCCACGAGGGCCUCGCAACAAGCAUCUCAAUAUGGGGCUCUGACCGGCUCCUCCUAUCAUGCGUCUCUUACUCCGGUUAGCCAAGUCCACGAAGAUGUCUCCUCUACCGAGCCAAGCGACUUGCAACCGUCGGGGCUGUUGAAUCUCGAAGCCGGCAAGUUUUCACUUCAAUAUAUCCUUGGUAGUGGUAAUGGAGACAAUGCGAAUUCUUCGUCCGUCCCGUGCUCCUUGUCCAACGAUGACCCCAUUCACCUUGGCCUGAUUAAUCUACAAUUGGCUGGAUGUCUUUUCCAGAGUUUUAUGGAUGUGUUAAACCCAUACAUAUGCCAACUUGACCCAGCCUUGCAUUCUCUAAGCUAUGUCCGAGAGAAGUCACCGUUCUUAUUUACCGCAGUUCUCGCAAUGGCGGCCAAGGCCUUCGACACGACCAUGUACCGGCCUUUAUACGACCACGCCAAUCAGCUAAUGGGCGUCAGCUUUUGCCAGGGCAUCAAGUCCACGGAAUGCGCCCAAGCGAUAAUGAUCCUGACAUACUGGAAAGAACCACAGGAUACGCGGGCAUGGACGUUGUUGGGCUACGUGAUUCGCAUGUGCAUGGACCUGGGCUGGCACAAGCUGAAGCCCCCGUCGCUGCAAUAUCAGCAAGCCAUGAGCGACGAACAAAGAAGAGAGGCUCGAAAUAUUGAGCGGACGUGGUAUGUACUGUUCGUGUAUGACAGAAGUAUAAGUCUGCAGACAGGGAGGCCUUUUAUGAUCGAGCAGAAUGAGUUCAUCGACUCAAUCGAAGAGUGGUGCAAAGACCCAAUGUCUCUCGCAAACGACUACUUCCUGGGGGCUCUCGUAAAAUUACGACUGGAAACCUCGGCAGCAUUUAGCCUGCUCGGGUUCCGGCAACGGAGGAGUUAUACGGCAAGCCUCCACGAGACAGAGUCAUUGCUAGCUUUGAUUCAUGGGCGCAUUCAGGACUGGGAAAACCGCUGGAUCGACCUCACAAAGGCGGUGGAGCCAGCCGAGGACAUCAGCUGCCACCACUUUCUUAUCCUUUUCUAUGGCACACAUCUCCGGUUGCAGCUAUUUUUAUUACCGCUUCAGAAUGCACUCGCGUCACACGAGGCAGAAUCAUAUUCGGGCCUGGAGGUGCUCUGGAUUGCGUAUUCCAGUGCCAUCGACCUGCUUCAAGUGGUAUCUCAACGUUCCUCCCAGCUAUAUAUUGCUCAAGAUUCUGUUCACAUUAUGAUUGCCUAUGCAGCCGCAUUUCUCGUAAAGCUGCUUCUACUGGCGCCAAAAGCGAUGGUUGCCAAGAUAGAGACCAGUGUUAUCAAUGCCAUGCGUAACGCAGCACUUGCGCUUUCUCAACAAUCUCCUCCCAGUGGAUCGAGCUGUGCGCUUCAAGCCGCCUUUCUUGAUAAGAUCACGUCGAACCUGACCGCGAAAUCGAAGAGUGAUACUCGCCCUAUAAGUUCCAGUUUGACCCCUUUACCAACAGAAGCAGACGAUGUCACCAGUAAAGAUUCAGGUUUAUUCAGUAUUGAAGGCACAGACAAUAUCUUUGGAUCCACCAAUCUGGACCUCCAGCUCACCGACGACGAGGGAUGGGUGAGCAUCUUUGCCCAAUCUGGGUUUGAUUUAGAGGAGGGCGUUUUUCUGAAUUGA
Messenger RNA from Clonostachys rhizophaga, 1827 nucleotides. Lineage: Eukaryota; Fungi; Ascomycota; Sordariomycetes; Hypocreales; Bionectriaceae. The record is from the annotation of a GenBank genome assembly.